GUCCAGGCACCGAGCGCCAGCUCGACCCCCGCCUCCGUGGGCGGUAUGGGCGCUCUCAAGCCUGUCAGCACAGGUAGCUCAGUGGCUAAGAAGCCUGCGGGUGGCGAUGCGUUUGGUGCCCUGUGGGCGAACGCGAGCGGAUCCGGCAACAAGAAAGCGACCACCACUGCGGGGCCUGCUUUGGGUCAGCUGGCGAAGGAGAAGAGCAGUGCCGGGAUCUGGGGAGCACCAGCCACCUCCUCGAAGCCAAUGGGUGGUAGCCAGCCUACCACAAGCGGCAGCUCGGGUCUGGACGACCUGCUGGGCUAAAAUGCUUUGUCAUUCCCCGACAGCAGAGAUGUAGUCGGCAUCAAGCUAGACACGGACCUGCUGAUGCAUGCCAAAACAUCCCGUAGUAUUUCGGAGGUUCUCAGAACUUCAUGGUGUGAGAAUGGGUUGCCAGCGUAGGCAGAAGUCCUCAUUCGGAUCCUACUGGCAACUGGUGAUGAGGAUUAGUCAAGAAUUCUUACGAGGGUGACAGAUAUACACAAUGGUAAUGCGAACAGGUGCGAAAACACACCUGGGGUCACAUCGGGUGGCGGGAAAGAAGUAAGGAAGUCUGAUUGUGCAUUUACGAGACGAGCUCAUUUGUAUCGCCAACCUAGACAUGCGAAGCUUGGAUGGAGUAGGGCGUACAAAAUUGACUUUUCUUGGCUGUCUCUUAUAUUUGUCUUUGACUCCGCGAGAAUACCUAUACUACUCUUCCGAUGC
Molecule: messenger RNA, 750 nt
Organism: Cryphonectria parasitica EP155
Lineage: Eukaryota; Fungi; Ascomycota; Sordariomycetes; Diaporthales; Cryphonectriaceae
Exons: 1
Coding region: 46-309 (87 amino acids)
Source: RefSeq, a predicted model, not a curated record